Molecule: messenger RNA, 3338 nt
Organism: Myotis lucifugus (little brown bat)
Lineage: Eukaryota; Metazoa; Chordata; Mammalia; Chiroptera; Vespertilionidae
Gene: PDP2
Product: pyruvate dehyrogenase phosphatase catalytic subunit 2
Exons: 2
Coding region: 96-1688 (530 amino acids)
Biological process (GO): protein dephosphorylation
Molecular function (GO): protein serine/threonine phosphatase activity; cation binding
Source: RefSeq, a predicted model, not a curated record
GUCCGGGCGGGACGGAUCCCGCGGCGGAGGCUCGAGCCGGUUUAAAAAAAUACACCCUUUUGCUGAAGGAACACAUUUGCUGGUAUAGUUUCAGAAUGUCAAGUCCUGUGUCCUACUGGAUCUUAAAUUCUGCAAGGAACAGCAUUGCCACAUUACAAGGGGGCAGGCAUUUAUAUUCAAGGUGUGUCUCAAGUAGGAAUAAAUCAAAAAGGACGCUCUUUCCCUGGGUAUCAAGCACCCUAAAAAACAAUGCCCCGUGUGGUGACUUUGCUCUGCCGAAAGCCUACAGACACACAUCGACAGAGGAAGACGAUUUCCACCUGCAGCUCAGCCCUGAGCAAGUAAAUGAAGUGUUGCGAGCUGGUGAGUCAGCCCACAAGAUUCUUGACCCCGUCAGCGGAGUCCCAAAUUCAGUGUUGCGGUUUGAGAGCAACCAGCUGGCUGCCAAUUCCCCAGUGGAGGACCGGCGAGGUGUGGCCUCCUGCCUGCAGACCAAUGGGCUGAUGUUUGGUGUCUUUGACGGACAUGGUGGCCAUGCAUGUGCUCAAGCAGUAAGUGAGAGGCUCUUCUACUACGUGGCAGUGUCACUGAUGUCUCAGCAGACCUUGGAGCAGAUGGAGGAAGCGAUGGAAAGCAUGAAGCCCAUGCUGCCCAUCCUGCAGUGGCUCAAGCACCCAGGGGACAGUAUCUACAAGGAUGUCACAUCAGUGCACCUUGAUCACCUCCGGGUCUACUGGCAGGAGCUGCUUGACCUGCACAUGGAAAUGGGACUGAACAUUAAGGAAGCAUUAAUGUACUCCUUCCAGAGACUCGAUUCUGACAUCUCGCUGGAAAUCCAGGCCCCUUUGGAAGACGAGAUGACAAGGAACCUUUCCCUCCAGGUUGCUUUCUCUGGGGCCACAGCUUGCGUGGCCCAUGUUGAUGGGGUUCACUUGCAUGUGGCAAAUGCUGGUGACUGCCGGGCCAUCCUUGGUGUCCAGGAGGACAAUGGCAUGUGGUCUUGUCUGCCCCUUACCUGCGACCACAAUGCCUGGAACCAGGCUGAGCUGUCACGGCUGAAGAGGGAGCAUCCUGAGUCAGAAAACAGGACAAUCAUCAUGGACGACAGGCUGCUGGGCAUCCUCAUGCCCUGCAGGGCAUUCGGAGAUGUCCAGCUGAAGUGGAGUAAAGAGCUGCAGCGCAGUGUCCUGGAGAGAGGCUUUGACACCGAGGCCCUCAACAUUUACCAGUUCACCCCCCAGCACUACUACACUCCACCCUACCUGACUGCUGAGCCUGAGAUCACAUACCACAGGCUGAGGCCCCAGGAUAAGUUCCUUGUGCUGGCGUCAGACGGCCUAUGGGACGUACUGGACAAUGAGGAUGUGGUGAGGCUGGUGGUGGAGCACCUGAGUGAAGCAGGUCGGCACAAGCCAGACCUGGCCCAGAGACCAGCCAACCUGGGACUCAUGCAAAGCCUGCUGCUGCAGAGGAAAGCCCAGGGGCUUCACGUUGCCGACCAAAAUGCAGCCACACGUCUGAUCAGACAUGCCAUAGGGAGCAAUGAGUAUGGGGAGAUGGAUCCAGAACGGCUGACCGCAAUGCUGACAUUGCCGGAGGACUUGGCGAGAAUGUACAGGGAUGAUAUCACUGUCACUGUGGUGUAUUUUAACUCAGACUCAAUUGAUGCAUAUGAUAAGAGAGGUUAAGAAUUUCUCAUCCUAUUGCCAAGGUUCAUUUAAAUGCUCUCAGAUAUUUUCACUUAUUCUUAAACUGGCUAUUCAAACCUGUUAAAAGGGUAGUCAGGUGUAGCUUGCUUAAUAAUAGACUAAUGUGAAAAGAAAAGAAAAGAAAACAAGCAGCCCAAGUUUAAAAACAAUAGCGGUGAUUUCAUGCCCCUGGGUGUUUUGGUCACCUCUUCUAAGCAGAGAGGGCAGAGCAUAGAGACAUAAAUUUGCUUGGGCUCAUGUAGCCCAGGUCCUUUUAUAAAGAAACUGUUGUUAAACUGUCAGCUUGACCCUCCAAAUGGUAAAUAUUUUUUUAAAAUAUGUUUUUAUUUAUUUUAGAGAGAGGGAAAGGGAGAAAGAUAGAAACAUCGAUGAGAAAGAAACAUCAAUUGGCUGCCUCCAGCACACCCCAAGCCCGCAACCCAGGCAUGUGCCCUGAACAGCAAUCGAACCCAGGACCUCUUGGUUCAUGGGUCGAUGCUCAACCAUUGAACCACCCUGGCUGGGCUCCAAGUGGUAAAUUUAAUCACAAUUCUAAACAUGAAGAACUUCAGGAUCUUCUGAGGUUUUGCUGCAAAACUGCAAACUUGAUCAUUUUCCUCAAUUCAUAAUCGUGAACUUCUAGACUAUGAAGGGAGGUUUAGUUUGUUUGAUUGUUUUAAUUACUAAGAGCUAGGUUUACAAAGGAUAUUACAGAACACUUUUCUAUGCAAUAUUCUAACCUUUCUCAUGAUUAUACUUGUGAAAACACUUUGCAGUGCUGCAUUCUAGUCCUAUUUUAGCUUAUUUUAAAACUGAGUCUCAAACUUGCAAACAGGCCUGCUGUCAGCAUGCUUGGAAUGACCUGUCUUGAUUUCCAGCUGAGGGUGAGAGGGGCUAGGCCUCUGGACCAGCGGAAUUUACUUGUAUGGCUUUUGGUUCCUUCCACUGGGUCCUAUCCCCUGAACUUUUGAGCCAUACUAGGAGGUAACUUCUGUCUAAGCCUUAACUUCUGGCCUUUCCUGCAUUAAUAUUGUCUCCAGGGUUUAAACCUCUGGGGGUUUAGUCAUAAACCAGUUAGCCAUUCUGGUUAUACCUCUCAAACAUUCUUCUGUUAAUUCCUGUCUUUUCUAUGCUAAGCUCCCUCAUCCUGCUGCUUCUAAUUGCAAAGAAUGCUUCCAUUUCACAUGGUUGCAGGGAAGGAGAAAAUGUGCUCUCCUUGUGUCAGCCGAUUAGGCAGGACUGGUUUGUUGCAGUGGAUUAUAGACUUAAGAUUUAGCCUGAAUCUGGAGAGGUGAAACAGGAAGGACCUGAGAGUAGUCAUUAACCACGGCUCCCCGGCUCCCCGUGUGCAUCCCGAGGCAGUGGAGAGGGGGGCAGAGGGAGAUUUGUCAGAUGGGACACUUGCCCCUAGAAUGUGGGAUAAAUCACGUUGCUUCUCCUCAGGAACUGGACCAUAUAUAGAAUAGAGAGGGGGCAAAAAUAAAUGUAACCUGUAAUGACUUCUGUGGGCUGCACAGACUGUCAGUUGGAAAAUGAAACCAUGUGGAUCCUUUUUUGGGAGGUGAGUUUCAUGUGAUGAAUUAUGGUGGCAUUUAAACAACAGGAAAUGUGUCCCUAAAUGGAAACACAAAUAAAAUCCCACAAAACUGA